CUUGUUCGUGGCCCCCAGUCGAUACGAGACCUUACAGCCGUCAUCAUCUCCAUGUCCUCUCAUUGUCACUUUCUCUUCUUCUAGAUCCGACAGUGAUGGGCUCCAAACCCUUUCGGAGAAUGCGUCAGUGACCAACGUCCUAACGGCCCUCCUCAGCCCACCACCGACCCGUCCGGACACGUCCUGCCUCGCGUGCAGAUGGUCCAUUUGCAUCCUCGCUCAAGAUGUCGUCCAUGCGAGGCCUUGUUCAGUUCAUAGCCGACCUCCGAAAUGCCAGAGCCCGAGAACUGGAGGAAAAGCGCAUCAACAAGGAAUUGGCCAACAUCAGACAGAAAUUCAAGAGCGAGAAGUUGGAUGGAUACCAAAAAAAGAAGUAUGUGUGCAAGCUGCUUUACAUCUAUAUUCAAGGGUACAAUGUCGACUUCGGACACCUCGAGGCUGUCAACCUCAUUUCCGCUACCAAGUACUCCGAGAAGCAGAUUGGCUACCUAGCAGUCACUCUCUUCCUUCACGAGCAACAUGAAUUAUUGCACCUGGUGGUCAAUAGUAUACGGAAAGACUUGUUGGAUCACAAUGAACUCAACAACUGUCUGGCAUUACAUGCCGUUGCCAAUGUCGGAGGCAGAGAAAUGGGAGAAGCCCUGGCUGCGGAUGUCCACCGACUUUUGAUUUCUCCUACCUCCAAGUCUUUUGUGAAGAAGAAGGCUGCAUUGACCCUGCUUCGGCUUUACCGGAAAUAUCCAGGCAUUCUUCAGGCGGAAUGGGCAGAAAGGAUAAUAUCCUUGAUGGAUGAUCCGGACAUGGGAGUGGUGCUGUCUGUGACCUCUCUGAUAAUGGCGUUGAUCCAGGACCACCCUGAAGCAUACAAAGGAAGUUAUAUCAAGGCCGCCCAGAGGUUACGGAAGAUUGUCGUUGACGGCGACAUUUCGCCAGAUUACCUUUAUUACAAGGUGCCUUGCCCGUGGAUUCAAGUAAAGUUCUUGAAGCUGUUGCAAUACUAUCCUCCCUCAGAAGACUCCCACGUUCGAGAUAUCAUUCGAGAAUCUCUGCAAGCUGUUAUGGCCGCAGCCACAGAAGCUCCCAAGAACGUCCAACAGAACAAUGCGCAGAAUGCGGUUCUAUUCGAGGCUAUUAACCUCCUCAUCCAUCUCGAUACCGAACAUCAGUUGAUGAUACAGAUUUCCUCCAAGCUGGGCCGUUUUAUCCAGUCACGAGAAACAAACGUACGGUAUUUGGGACUGGAUGCUAUGACUCACUUCGCCGCAAGAUCUGACACUCUUGACCCCAUCAAAAGGCAUCAAAACAUCAUUAUUGGGUCUUUGAGGGAUCGUGAUAUUAGUGUCAGGAGGAAGGGGCUGGAUUUGCUUUAUAGCAUGUGCGACACAACGAAUGCGCAGCCUAUCGUGAACGAACUCUUGAAGUACCUGCAAUCUGCAGACUUUUCUAUACGGGAGGAAAUGACGUUGAAGAUUGCCAUCUUGACAGAAAAGUACGCGACCGAUGCACAGUGGUACAUCGAUAUAUCUCUCCGACUGUUGGCAAUGGCCGGUGAUCAUGUCAGCGACGAGGUGUGGCAGAGAGUGGUGCAAAUAGUCACCAACAAUGAGGAGCUGCAGCCUUAUGCAGCACAACACAUUUUUGAAUAUUUGCGAACUGAAAACUGCCACGAUACUCUGGUCAAGAUUGCCGGGUACAUCCUCGGGGAAUUUGGGCAUUUGAUUGCAGACAACAAAGGCUGCAGUCCGAUUGAGCAGCUGAUGGUCCUGCAGAACAAGAUGAUUUCGGCUCCUGAUGCGACGAGAGCACUAUUACUCUCAACUUUUGUCAAAUUUGUCAACCUCUUUCCCGAGAUUAAACCACAGCUGCUUCAGAUGUUCCAAUUUUACAGCCAUUCUCCGGAUUCAGAAUUACAGCAAAGAGCUUGCGAGUACUUGGCGAUUGCAACGAUGCCCACCGACGAUCUUCUGAGGACGAUCUGUGAUGAAAUGCCACCAUUCUCCGAAAGAGCAUCAAUCUUGCUUCAAAGGCUGCACAAGAAGAGUGUUGGAAUCAGCGAGCGAAGGACGUGGCUCGUGGGUGGAAAGGAUGCCAACGCUGAUAAGCAGGAGGUGCUGCUCGCCCAACAAACAGGGCUCAAACGAACCUUUACAACCAUCGUGAAUGGAGGAGCAAAAUCCAACGCCAACGGCACAGGCGAGAGAAAUGUUACGAACGGAACAGGCACCGCAUCAAAAGAUCUCGAAGGUCUUGACAUGAACGGACACACAGACGAUGCUCCAGUUACGAAUCUAGCCGAUGCUGCUCAUCUCUCCCCUGAUUGGGAGAUUGGGUACGAACAGAUGUACUUUGCCAAUGAAGGUGUCCUCUAUGAAGAUCCGCAGAUUCAGAUUGGUAUGCGAGCUGAAUAUCGUGGUCACCUGGGAGUGGUAAAGCUGUACUACACCAACAAAGCAUCCUUUGCUAUAGGAUCUUUUACCACGACACUGGACAACAAAUCUGCACCGGCGUUGAAGAUCGACACGAAGAGUCUUCCUGACUCCAAUGUCGGCGCAGACUCCCAAGUGCAACAGACGAUAGUAUGUACAUCCAUUGCACCAUUCUCGGAAUCGCCCACGAUCCGGAUAUCAUAUCUUGCCGGAGCAUUACAGGGGUACACACUCAAACUGCCCAUUCUGGCUCAUCGGUUUAUGGAUCCAUCCGAACUUUCAGCCGAGGACUUUUUCAAGCGGUGGCGACAGAUUGGCGCAGGAGCGUUGGAAGCACAGAGCACAUUUGGUCUUCGGACGCCAGCAACUGAGAUGAGUGAUAAGUUCACUCGCGAAACUGUGCUGGGGUUCCGAUGGAGAAUUCUGGACAAUGUCGAUCCGAAUCCGAAGAAUAUUGUGGGCUGCGCAGUUCUACAGCUCGAGAAGGGCAAGACGGGAUGUUUGUUACGCUUGGAACCGAACCACCAACAGAAGAUGUUCCGCCUAACAAUUCGCGCCACCCAAGAAACUGUGCCAGGCAUAUUGUUGGCAAUGAUGCAGGAACGCCUUGCUCGAGGUCCAUGAAAUGGCCGUAUCAAAGAUCCUCUGGUCGGGACCCGUGACAAACGGCAUGAGACCAUGUUGACGAAGAUUCUACAAGUUGUAGGAGAGGCAUGAGUUGAUCGGGAUUUACGCACAUCACAACCCAGGUCGCCGUCAGAGAUUAUAUAUCCCACUCCUGGGCUUCUGACGAAAAUAUCACAAACUUCUUUUCGAUGUAAAAUCAUAAUGUUAUUCAAUUGCCUCUUUC
This is a messenger RNA of Exophiala oligosperma, 3276 nucleotides long. RefSeq lists its product as uncharacterized. Gene Ontology annotation, molecular function: clathrin-cargo adaptor activity. The record is from RefSeq and is a predicted model, not a curated record. The transcript is spliced from 2 exons. Gene Ontology annotation, biological process: clathrin-dependent endocytosis; intracellular protein transport. NCBI's taxonomy places the organism in Eukaryota, Fungi, Ascomycota, Eurotiomycetes, Chaetothyriales, Herpotrichiellaceae. Bases 225 to 3050 code for a protein of 941 amino acids. Gene Ontology annotation, cellular component: membrane coat; AP-2 adaptor complex.